AGUCAAGCUAACAUUCAGCUGGUAAGAUGUGAAGAUGGCGGAGCUUCAAAUGCUUUUGGAAGAGGAGAUCCCGGCUGGCCGUGGCGCUUUACUUGACAGCUACGCCAACCUAGAGAGAGUCGCUGAAUACUGCGAGAGCAACUAUGUUCAGUCCCCAGAUAAGCAUCGUGCGUUGGAGGAGACCAAGAGUUAUACGACCCAGUCCCUGGCCAGCGUGGCCUACCUCAUCAACACCCUCGCCAACAAUGUGCUCCAGAUGCUCGACAUCCAGGCCUCCCAGCUGCGACGCAUGGAGUCCUCCAUCAACCACAUUUCACAGACGGUGGACAUCCACAAGGAGAAGGUUGCCAGGCGGGAGAUUGGCAUCCUUACGACCAAUAAGAACACUUCCCGCACGCACAAGAUCAUCGCCCCGGCCAAUCCGGAGAGGCCUGUGCGCUACAUACGCAAGCCCAUCGACUACAGCCUGCUGGACGAUGUGGGACAUGGCGUGAAGGUGAAUGCCCAGAACAUGAAGACGGGCACCAUCCCCCGCACCGCCGCCCCCACACAGAAACCCCCCAGCCCCCCCGGGCCUGGCAAGGGCACCCUCGGGCGCCACUCCCCCUACCGCACCCUCGAGCCGGUCCGCCCUCCCGUUGUCCCUAACGACUACGUGCAGAGUCCCACUCGCAACAACUCCCUCACCUUGCAGAGCCCGGCACGCACGCCGAGUCAGACCGCAACUCUUAAUCGGACACGCACCUACAGCAGUGGCAGUAGUGGCGGCAGCCACCCCAGCAGCCACAGCAGCAGUCGCGAGAACAGCGGCAGCGGCAGCGUGGGCGUGCCUAUCGCCGUGCCAACACCAGCCCCGCCCUCCGCCUUCCCAGGUAACGGGCCUCAGUUCUACAGCAUGAACCGACCAAUGACGCGUCAGCAGGCGGCCCCCAACGCGGGCGGGUCCCUACCCUACCCCCGCCGGCCCCCCUCCGUCAGCAGCCAGGGGGCCAUGCCCCCCCCCACCCAGAUCCCCGUGCAGACACAGAACCAAAACCAGCUCAACGGCGGACCACACUACCAGAACCAAGGUCCGGCGGCCCCCCCUCCCCCUCCCUCCAUCCUGCAGAUUACGCCCCAGCUGCCUCUCAUGGGCUUCGCCGCACGCGUGCAGGAGACCAUUUCGGAUGCGCCCCCGCCCCCUCCCCCCGCGGAUGAGCCCGUAUUUGAAGAGGCCCCCCCUCCACCUCCCCCAGAGGACUACGAGGAUGAGGAAGAAGAAGAGGAGGAGGAGGAGGAGGAAGAGUCGGCCGUAGUGGAGUACAGCGACCCCUACGCAGAGGAGGACCCCCCAUGGGCACCCAGGAACUACCUGGAGAAAGUGGUGGCCAUCUAUGACUAUGCUCGUGAUAAGGAGGAUGAGUUGUCGUUCCAAGAGGGGGCGAUCAUCUACGUGAUCAAGAAGAACGAUGACGGCUGGUACGAGGGCGUCAUGAGCGGAACUACCGGCCUGUUUCCUGGCAACUACGUGGAGUCCAUCAUGCACUACAACGACUGAAACACACAACACAUGCACAACACGCGCAUUACACACACAUGCAUAAACAAGACAACACACACACACACACACACACAC
Molecule: messenger RNA, 1615 nt
Organism: Engraulis encrasicolus (European anchovy)
Lineage: Eukaryota; Metazoa; Chordata; Actinopteri; Clupeiformes; Engraulidae
Gene: abi2b
Product: abl-interactor 2b
Exons: 11
Coding region: 35-1537 (500 amino acids)
Biological process (GO): neuron migration
Cellular component (GO): actin-based cell projection; lamellipodium; SCAR complex
Molecular function (GO): signaling adaptor activity; SH3 domain binding
Source: RefSeq, a predicted model, not a curated record